Paramuricea clavata is the source of this 1065-nucleotide messenger RNA. The record is from the annotation of a GenBank genome assembly. Lineage: Eukaryota; Metazoa; Cnidaria; Anthozoa; Malacalcyonacea; Plexauridae.
AUGGACCUUCCUCUAUUUUUAGCAAUAUGCCGAGAAUGUAGAGGAAAGCAUGACGAAAAAAUGAGUCAAGAAGGUGAAUGGGUCAGAUUGAAGGCUGAUACCAAAUCUGUCAAUGAUAUUACGGACAAGUAAGUGCUAUUUUCUGUUCAUGUACCAACAUGAAUUUCAUAUUGCAAACAUACAGUAUAGAUGGUGACGAUAUAUGUAUGCAUCCUAUUUUACAGUGGCGCGGUUGCAGCCCCCCCCCCCCAUUGUUGAAACCUGACGGAAUAUUGGUAAUAUUGUCGGAAUCUUCGUGGUCAAGCAUACCUGCAUAUACGCAGGCCCACCGAAUGCUACUUCGGAAAAAGUGCUACGAAAGCAAUUAUAACAUUCUUAUCUGGAAACAUUUUUGACCAAAAAAGUUGUCGGCAGCUGGAGGGGGGGGGGGGGUAGUUUGUCGGGAAAAUACUGCCCUUGGCCCCCAAAAAAACACAGGACCCUUGACGCCCAUGCUAUUUUACCUUUUUCAACUGUGUUUAAAAAACACCACAGAAAUCUAAGAUGACAUUUUGAUCCUUUCACGUUUUUAUCAACAGAUUGAAAAUGACAUCACUAUCGCCAUGUCUUACUGGAACAAUCUCUCCCUCUACUUCAUUGGCUAGUCCAGAUGCGACUGACAUGUGGACACCUAGCAAUGCCACUUUAAUAAACUACUCCUCUUCAAGUUGUGAAAACCAAUCUACUUCCACAACUGAUGUCUACAACGAAUCUAUGUCUCAUCUGGCAAGUUUAAUGUCUUUCAAAGAAAUUUCACCAUUGUCAUUUCGACUAACUAGCAGUUGGGAUGAAACUACACAAAGUGAGAAAGAAGCGUGCAUUGAAAAGGCUAGCGAAGCAUGCCAAGUAAUAUGCGAAGUGAUUGCUCCAAAUGCUGGCGAAGAGCUUUUUGAAGCUAUGAAUUUUACAAGUUCUAUUCAUGUCUCUGAAGAACUUGCAGCUCUUAUGACUGCAUACAAGAAUGCUACAACACAAAAGCUAAAAUUGGAAAUAAUUAUCCUGCGAAAACCAAAUCAAUCACUGUAG